CAUGCAGAGACAGACGGACGCGUCCUUUCGUCCUUCCACCGUUAACUAGUUUUCUUUCGAAAAAGCGCGAAAACUGAAAUAUUUGAAAAGAGGUUGCCCCCAUUGAGCCAUAGAGCCAAAACAAAAAGAAAUACUAUUUUUUUCGAGUGUGCAGUGUGAAAAAAGAAAGGGGCGAAAGACGGGGCAGACAGGCAGAAAGGAGAACGGAGAAAGCAGAAGACGGAAAUGAAACCAGCAAGUUGUGUGCAUAUCGGAGAAAGUAACGGAAAUUAAAAUUUGCAUAUAUGCAAGAGGCGGCGGGCGGCGGUGGGCGGUGAGCGGUGAGCGAUGAAGAUGGAAAUUAAGAUGAAAGCGAGCCCGAAACUGACCGAAACCGAAUCAGAAUCAGAGACAGAAACAGCAGCCCCGACCCAAAUCCAAACCCAAAGACUCAAGUGCCAGAUCUAACAAGCCAGACUCAGACUCACUCGUGCGCAAUCCAACCCACCAGCAGAAGAAAAAAAAUAAAUCCCAGGAGCCACAGUCCUGUUGCAGUUGCAGAUCCACAGAUAGUCCCAUCCAAUCCAAUAGUCCAGCCACAUAGAAAUGCCGUCGCCAGGACACCACACAUCAUUCUGCUGCUCCACGGCAGGAUUUAUCGCUUGCUCAGCAAUCGUUCUGCUGUGCAGUUCCGAGGUCCUGUCCAGUUGGGAGGAGUGGUGGACAUACGAUGGCAUAUCCGGACCAAGCUUCUGGGGCCUUAUCAAUCCGCAGUGGAAUAUGUGCAACAAAGGCCGCCGCCAGUCGCCCAUCGACGUGGUGCCCGACAAGCUGCUCUUCGAUCCCUAUUUGCGGCCCCUGCACAUCGACAAGCACAAGGUUUCCGGCACUCUGCACAACACCGGCCAGUCGCUGGUCUUCCGGGUGGACAAGGACACCAAGCAGCACGUGAACAUAUCGGGCGGACCCCUGGCCUACCGCUACCAGUUCGAGGAGAUCUACAUCCACUACGGCACUGAGAACGUCCGCGGGUCCGAGCACUUCAUCCAGGGCUACAGCUUCCCCGGCGAGAUCCAAAUCUACGGGUUCAACAAGGAGCUGUACCACAACAUGUCCGAGGCGCAGCACAAGUCGCAGGGCAUCGUCGGCCUGUCGCUGAUGGUGCAAAUUGGCGAGACGCCCAAUCCGGAGCUGCGGAUCAUCACGAGCACCUUCAGCAAGGUGUUGUAUCGAGGCUUCUCCACGCCCAUUCGACACAUAUCCGUGAGGUCGCUGCUGCCGAACACGGAUCACUACAUCACCUACGAGGGCUCCACGACGCAUCCGGGCUGCUGGGAGAGCACCGUCUGGAUUAUAGUUAAUAAGCCCAUCUAUAUCACCAAACAGGAGUUGUACCAACUCCGACGACUGAUGCAAGGCUCCGAGAGUACUCCAAAAGCUCCCCUAGGUAAUAAUGCGCGACCCGUGCAAAGUUUACAUCAUAGAACCGUAAGAACGAACAUAGAUUUUAAGCGCAACAAGAAUCAAUAUGCGUGCCCCUCGAUGUACAAGGAUAUGUACUAUCGGGCGAAUCGAUGGUCUCCGGACACGGGACUCUUGAUACGUUGACAACUGGGCUGGGAGUGCUGCGGAAAGCAAUUAUUAUUAUUGCUAUUAUUAUUAUGUGUGGUAAAUAAUGUUACAGCAAUUACAACUAUAAUGACAACAACUGGUUACAAAAACAUCAACAACUGAGGCUGGCAACGAAGCAUUUUGCAUUUUGCAUUUUUUAUGUCGCAUUCAAUUUUUAUAUUCAUGUUUACAACACGAACUCAGGAUUCGUUUGGCUUGCAAUUGCAAUAUUCCUACAGCAGCAGCAGCGGCAGCACAGCAAUUUGUAUUAUUUAUUUCAUUAUUAUUAAUAAUACAACAACGGGACAAUUUUAGGUAACAAAUGCAUGCAAAAUGCGGAAAAAGAAUGCUUAUAGAGCGGGCAUAACAAUAGAGUAAAUUCCAUGCCAAACGCAAAUGCUAAAUUUAACAAACAAAAAGCUGACACACAGAACCUAGCAUCAAAAAAUAGCAAAUAGUAGCUGAAAAUUUGCGUAAAAAUU
Drosophila subpulchrella is the source of this 2072-nucleotide messenger RNA. It is a transcript of the gene CARPA, whose product is annotated as carbonic anhydrase-related protein 10. Gene Ontology annotation, molecular function: carbonate dehydratase activity; zinc ion binding. NCBI's taxonomy places the organism in Eukaryota, Metazoa, Arthropoda, Insecta, Diptera, Drosophilidae. The coding region runs from base 586 to 1587 and encodes 333 amino acids. The record is from RefSeq and is a predicted model, not a curated record. The transcript has 8 exons.